UCAGCUUGACCGCCCCCCCCCACAAUGGCCACCACCAGGGAUGUACUAGGGGUGCUGGGACCAAUGGCUGCCCAGAUCCAGAAGCUCCGAGAGAGGCAGCUGUUCCCAGGAGUACCACACACCACCACCACCACCACCACUACCCUCACCACACACUGCCAGACCUUGAGUGGUGCCUGUGACCUGCUGUGUGGACGCCUGCAGGUCACCGCGGAGGUCACACAGGACGCGGCACUGCUGGAGAAGGCUGGGCAGGUCAAGGAGAGGCUGAGAGAGGUCACCGAUGCGCUCAAAACGUGUUCCGAGGAGAUGCAGAUUAGAGAGGGAGAGGGGCUGGCGGUGGCAUGGGGGUGUGUGGUGGGGUGCCUGGAGGGGGUGCUGGAGGAGGUGAGCCAGGCACUAGUGGUGUGGGGGGGUGCCAGUGCCAGGGAGGUGACCAGGGCUGCCUCACACCUGCACACACACCUCACACACCUGAAGAACCUCACACACCUGUCAUCGUUAAGGCCGCUGUUUCAGGCCACCACCACCACCACCACCACCCUGCUACACCACCUCCACCACCACCGCCACCAGCAGUGCCAGGCAGGGCGACGGGAGGCUCUGUGGCAUUAUGGACACCUGCUGGCCCUCAGUAUCCACCUGAUGGGGCUGUGUGUGGAGGGAGCCCUGGCUGCUGAGAGUCUUGUGGGGGCCAGGGUGUGUGUGUCGCUGGCCUGUGAUAGAGUAGGUCAUGUCCUCUCUGACCUGACCAGCCUACUUGACCCAGCUUGCCCUGACCCCCCCCUGCCUGACCUCCACCCCCUCCCUGUGGCCUUCACCAAGCAGAUAGACAAGGUGUUGGCAGUGCUGGACAGUGCCAACGAGAGAGACAGAGAGAGAGAAAGUGCCACAGCGGAGAAAGAGAAUGCCAAAAGAGAGAGAGAGAAUUCUGCGACGAGAGAGAGAGAGAACACCAACGAGAGAGAGAGAGAGAGAGAAAAUGCCUCAGGAGAUAGAGAGACAGCCACAGAAGAGAGAGAGAGAGAGACUACCACAGCAAGAGAGAGAGAGAGUGCUGUGGGUCAAAACGUCAAAAUUUUACUCGAGGAUAUUUUAAAACACUCCUUAGCUGUGGCGCACUGCUGUGGUGGGGUGGUGGUGGCGGUGGUGAACCCUCGCCACAUAUACUGUCCCUCGCUGACAAGGUUCUAAGAAGAUUAAAAACACUGAUUAACAUUGAAACCACCACCACCACCACCACCACCACCACCACCACCACCACCACCGCCAGGGAGAGUGAGAGUGAGAGGGAGAGGGGAGUGGGAGAGGCACGGGAGAGGCUGGGAGAGAGCGUGGAGGAGCUGGAGGAAUUUGUGAACACCUCUCUCAUCACUCUCAUUGUGCAGACGUUUGCAGCCCCCCUCGCCCCUCUCCACACCCUCCUGUCUCUGGUCAAACAAACGGAUGGUGUUUUAAUCCAAACGGAGAUGGAUGAAGCGAUCUCUGCGUUUGAUUCACACACCGACCAGAUUUUCCAAACGGCUGGGCUCGCUAUGGCCUGCACAUCCAAUCGAAGAACCCAGAGAGACAUACGCACAUACUUAGCAACUCUGGAGUGGCUGGAAGGUGUUUUAAUCCCAGCAAUCCAAACGCAGGCAAACACGGACAAACACACACACACACACGCCCUGGCCAAGCACUGGGAAAGAGUGGUGGGGACCCUCAAGCGGUGUUUAGAUGAUAUGGUGGACCCCUCUGCGUUUGUUUUGGUAACCAAACGGGAGGUGCAGAAGAUUUGGGUGUCUCUAAGGAGCCGUUUGUACACACCUGACCUUCUCUGGCUGCAAGAAAAUGCUAUGAAGAUUGUGUGUUUGGCUCAGAAUGUCCUCCUUGUGUCCUCCUCCUCCUCCUCCUCCUCUUCUUCUUCUUCUUGGGUUUGCAAUUACAUGAGGCAGGAUUUGAAAAGCGCGUUGAGAGAGGUGAGAGGCGCCCUGGGGAGAGUGACCGCCUCUCCCAGCACACUCUCCCACCACCGCAGUCUUCUCAAGCGGAUCCAACUCACUCUCACUCUCCUCUCACGCCUCUCCACCUCUCUCGACACCACCACCGCCACCACCACCACCACUCCGGCUGGUGGUGGUGGUGGUGCUGGUGGUGCAGGUGGUGGUGGGUUGACAGCGGAGGAAAAACACCAUUUGAUAACUACCAACAUAGAGAGCCUUCCAGUGGACGCCCCAGCCCCCGUCAGCCCCCAUCAGCCCCCGUCAGCCCCCGCCAGCCCCGUCAUCCCCGAGCCCCCCCACCAGGCUCGGGAGGCUGGGGUAGGGGGGGCGUGUCUUGUGCAGGUCUCUCCAUGGACACUCUGGCCUGUGACACGUCCAUAGAGAUUUCCCGUUUUCUAUCUCGCUCCUCCACCAUUUUCUCUUCCACUCGCGGCUCAAGAAGGCAUUACACUCUACAGGUGAGAGAAAUAAAUCUGGACUUGGAGGGGGUCGACGCUCCCCUACCCCCGCCCCCCUCCACCCCCACGAAGGCUGAAAUAGAAGAAGAAAAUAGAGAAGAGAAGAAGAAGAAGAAGGAGGAGGAGGAAGAAGAAGAGGAGAAGAAGGAAGAAGAAGAAGAAGAAGGAGGAGCUGUGGGAGGUGUCAGAGUUGAUAAAUAGAGAGGGAACACCGCCCCCCUCGCCCGCCACCCCCCACCAAGGCGCCCCCACACAUGAAGACCAACUCUCUGCAAUAUUGGAGUCCCUUACCUCUCUAAUCGGGGACCUGAGUGCUCUCCCAGCCUCUCCCACGCCAAAACUUUCACCCAAUCCUGAGAAGUACCCCCUGAAAGCCACAGAAAACGGGUGCUGGAAUCCGACCCCAGGGGCACCUCAGGGGAAUUCCAAGGCCUUUGAUGAACCCUUAGGAGCCUCUAGGGACAUAUGCACCCCUCCCGAAGGCCCCUGGGGGAAGGAUAAGGGCGUGGCAGGGGGGGAGAAAACGCCACUUCGAGGGGUUACUCUUCAAAAUGCAUCUUUCUCUCCUCGCUUCCCAGAGAUUGAUGUUGGUUUCCCUUCAUUUGAGGAGGAAGAAGGAAGGAAAGGAGGAGGAGGAGGAGGAGGAGGAGGAGCUGAAGGACUACUGGAGGAGAUAUGGAAGGAUUUUACCGCGAUCCUUCAAGCUAGGACCCCCAAUGAAGGAAGGAAGGAGGAAAAGGAGGAG
Molecule: messenger RNA, 3188 nt
Organism: Portunus trituberculatus (swimming crab)
Lineage: Eukaryota; Metazoa; Arthropoda; Malacostraca; Decapoda; Portunidae
Exons: 16
Coding region: 25-1194 (389 amino acids)
Source: RefSeq, a predicted model, not a curated record